Messenger RNA from Talaromyces atroroseus, 1719 nucleotides. RefSeq lists its product as hypothetical. Lineage: Eukaryota; Fungi; Ascomycota; Eurotiomycetes; Eurotiales; Trichocomaceae. The transcript has a single exon. The coding region runs from base 1 to 1719 and encodes 572 amino acids. The record is from RefSeq and is a predicted model, not a curated record. Gene Ontology annotation, molecular function: DNA-binding transcription factor activity, RNA polymerase II-specific; DNA binding; zinc ion binding. Gene Ontology annotation, biological process: regulation of DNA-templated transcription; DNA-templated transcription.
AUGACCCGGCCCUCUCCGCUCGCUUGCACGGAGUGUCGGAAACAUCAUCUGAAAUGUGACGCCAACAAACCUUCCUGCUCUCGCUGUGCAGAGGUUCAAUCAAGAUGUGUCUAUGUUCCCUCCCGCCGCGGCGCAAGACGAAAGGAAUCCAACAGAUAUCGGCAUGCCUUGACGCUAACUAACGCAGGAGGAGCCCGUGAGGCCCAACAGUCCGAACUACCUAUUGGAGGGCAUCUCAAUGGAAAUUCAAGCGAUCAGCAGGGCGUGGAGGCAGACAGAUGGGUUCCCGACAGUCGACUGGUUCGCCUGUACUACGAAAACCACCACCCAGCGCAUCCCAUCUUAGUGCCUGCUUCUUUCUACGCAAAGCGCAAUUAUCCACAGUAUCUGCAUCAGGUUGUCAAAUUCAUAGGCUGUCAAUACUCGAGACUUGUCCCGCGUGACUCUCUCUAUGAGCAGACUGCUGCCGUGCUAAGGAACCCUGAAAAGACAGCGUGCAUGGUUCAAGCACUGCUUCUCUAUUCUAGUAUCAUGUACGCUCGCAAUGUGUUUUCUGUGGCAGAUGAUGCAUUCUCUCAAGCUGUCGAUAUAGCCUUAGAGCUGGGGAUGUACCAAAGGACUUUUGCGCAGACAUAUGCCGCCGGCAAGGAACUUGAAGCCGAGAGCCUACGGCGUACAUGGUGGGAACUGUACUGCUUGGAAGUCACCAUGGCAUCGCUGCUACAAACUACCAAUUUACGGUGUGCGAAUGUGCCACACGAUGUUCUGUUGCCAUGCGAUGAGUCAUUCUACGGGUCGUCACCGAGUACGAUUCCCACGCCUCUCACCUUGGCUUCCUUUAGAAUGAGAGUAUUCAACGGUGAUGACGACUUGAGUCCACGUUACUCGGUCUAUACCUAUCGCAUUGAGGCAAUAAGUAUACUCGCGCGUGUCGUUGUGUUGAAUAGCCUGCCUGAAACACAUGCGGACCAUCUGCAAGCCGUCGUAAACGCCAUUGUAAGUUGGAGCAACCACUUACCCCCAGACAAGGUAGACGUGAUAGACACACACGGGAACAUGGACGAGAUGCUUUUUCAAGCACAUACGACAAUUCACUACGCUGCAAUGCUUUUACAUUUGCCCCGAGGUAACCUUCGGCUCAGAUUUCCAGCUGCAACGCCCACACUUUGUCCAGUCACUCCCUAUCGCCUCUCUCCUUCAUUCACCCGACACGUCCAUGACGUGAAAGCGACCGAAUCUUCCAAGAAAAUGUCCAAUCUUCUUUCUGUGCGCUCGAACGUCCAAGGGUGCAGUCCAUUUAUAGUCUUCGCUCUGGUAUUAUCCGGUAUAGUGCAGAUCACAACGGCCGAAAGCCAUACCCCGGAGUGCGCGGAACAUCACCACAACAGGGUUAUGCUCGUGCUUGGAUGCCUCAAGCAGUUGAUACCGAGCUGGCCUCUUGCAGAAGAGGCUUAUCGGUAUUUGCAAAGUGUAUCCAAGCAAAAACUGAUACUGAGAGCACAAAAUCUCUCUGUGGACGAGGAUAACACCAUUCCCUUGCAACCUGUACAGGUAGGAAGCGGUCCGGAUAUUUCGUCACCAAUUGUGGCGGAAGAUAGUAACAAUAAUACAUCGAUUGAAAUGGUAGAUCCCAGGAUACUAUCUGCUUACAUGGACCCAACGUGCAGCGACUCUUUUCUGAUCAAUCAGAUGUUUGGCUAUGGAGAAUUGUUUACAUAA